Molecule: messenger RNA, 7348 nt
Organism: Oncorhynchus nerka (sockeye salmon)
Lineage: Eukaryota; Metazoa; Chordata; Actinopteri; Salmoniformes; Salmonidae
Product: CMP-N-acetylneuraminate-beta-galactosamide-alpha-2,3-sialyltransferase 4-like
Exons: 13
Coding region: 2312-3319 (335 amino acids)
Biological process (GO): glycolipid biosynthetic process
Molecular function (GO): sialyltransferase activity
Source: RefSeq, a predicted model, not a curated record
CUCAACUUGCAGUAUGUUUGCCAGUCGGUUGUGCAGCCAGACUUAUUUGCCAUUACUUUUGCCUCAUCCCUCUCAACCAUAAUUUUUCACUUCCUUAUCAAUCACGAUGAUUUAAUAGUUUUUAGUCAUUUUCUUAUUGGGUGCAUGCCUAUUAGUAAUUGGGAUAAGCAAUUUUGCAAAUGUGUUAAGUGCAGCGUUUGUUUGCAUCUCAUGACACACCACAGACCAACAAAUAUUCUUUACAUCAAUAACAUAGGAAUCACUAAAACAUGAAUUGUAUGUCCUCUUCUACACUAUAUUAGACCCAGCCUUUGGAACUUUGGUUUUCCGAUAUAUGACUACUAUAUUGUGAUCACUACAUCCGAUGGAUCUGGAUACUGAUUUUAAGCACAUUUUCUGUAAAUGUUAUAAUGUUGUAUUGCUACCACUGUAUCAUCAAAUGUAUUAUCUAAGUGAGUUUCAGAGAUAGUCAGAAUAUGAACCUUGUUUCUUAAGCUACAUAUGUUAACAUGGGCUAUUUUGAGCUCUGUUCUGUGAUGCUUUUCAUUGCUUUACUGGGAAGCUUAGCAGAAGUAGAUAUGCUCAUGUUAUUUAUGUUAGUGCAGGGGGAGCUGCACACAGUGGCCUUCCUACUAGGGCACACCACCUCAGUACAAACAGCAUAAAUCUGGUUCAUAGGCACAUGAUUGCUGCAUACAAUAGCUGUAGGAUCAGCAGAGGCAUUCAGGGCAGUUAGAGGGACAUAAAUUAGGUUACUUACAUUGUGUCUACCAACGCCCCUGGUAUAAUGUACAUUUGCUAAAGCAUUAUGACGACUCAGAGACACAAUGGUAGGGAUUAACGUAUUUGGGCUUGGGGCAUUGAUAAGUCAUUGUCUCAACGUAGCCUUAUAAUGCUGUGAAAGGAUCCAGGAACCCAAAUGAUUUGGUUGGAUCCCAUAUUCCUUAUAAAACGUGUUUUGUUUCCAAAAGGUAUCAAAAUUGUCAACAAAAUUAAACCCAUUGAGCUGCAAUAAUCACAUAGCCAGUUGUGAAGAGAAAGAAUCCUGCUAAAACGUUCAAUGCCACAUUGAGCGCUGGAGCUGUCUGCAAGCACAGCUCCAUGAGUGAGAUUUCCAACUGCUCAACUCCGCUCACAUGCUCUGACCCCCUCACAUUGACUAGGUACUGGUACCACCUGUAUAUAGCCUCGUUACUGUUACUUUAGCUUAUUUUAUUUUGUGUUUAUUUAUUUUUGCAAAUAUUUUCUUACUUUAAAACAAAUUCAACAUUGAUGGGUAAGGGCUUGUAAGUAAGCAUUUCACGGUAAGGUCUACACUUGUUGUAUUCGGCACAUUUGACAAAUAAAAUUAGAUUUGUGUGUGUUAGUGAUGCUGAAUUGUUUUUACAUAUCGGAAUAUUAUUUUUGACAAGAUAUCUUUUUGACAAUAUCACAGUAUUAUUUUUGCACUAAUUGGUUGUACCUGCACCAAAACUCCAGUAUUUUUCCUUCAUAGUUUGUUCUCCAUCUUCUUUUUAAAUAAGGAGCCAAUUUGUUUUCAGCACUUUUAUUUCCAUGAUUGACCAAAACAUUUUAUUAUGGCUCUCUCAUGUCCCAAUAUGUUUGGACUAUGGAAUCUCAAUAAAAUCACAUUAUUUAAUGGCAGGGCAUGUAGAAUCGCAAUACAUAUCAUAUCGGCACCUAAGUAUUGUGAUAAUAUUGUAUUGUGAGGACCCUGGCAAUUCCUAGCUUGUGUGUGUGUGUGUGUGUGAGAGAGAGAGAGAGCUUUUGUGUGUGUGUGUGUAGACCAACCUAUGAGGGGAGGGAGGAAAAGGGCAGUUGUUACAGCUGACUGGUGGCUAGCUGAUUGGGCGAUCUAUUAAAUGGGAUGUUCCUCUCUCUCUCUCUCUCUCACUCACUCACUCACUCACUCACUCACUCACUCACUCACUCACUCACUCACUCACUCACUCACUCACUCACUCACUCACUCACUCACUCACUCACUCACUCACUCACUCACUCACUCACUCACUCACUCACUCACUCUCUCUCUCAGGGUGAAACCAUCACCACAAACACUCCAGACAUGAGAAGGAGCAGGUGAAGAUGUCCCUGAAGAACACCAAAACAUGGUCCAGAGUACUUGUACCUGUGCUGCUGCUGUGCUGUGUGUCCUACUACUAUUCACAUUUCUUCCUUCAGAGUAGUGAAAGGGCUUUCAGUCAGGCCCUCUGUGACAGCUGGAAUAUCUCUCAGAAGUGGGAGAGACUCAACUUCAAGGUGAAACCAUCACCACAAACACUCCAGACAUGAGAAGGAGCAGGUGAAGAUGUCCCUGAAGAACACCAAAACAUGGUCCAGAGUACUUGUACCUGUGCUGCUGCUGUGCUGUGUGUCCUACUACUAUUCACAUUUCUUCCUUCAGAGUAGUGAAAGGGCUUUCAGUCAGGCCCUCUGUGACAGCUGGAAUAUCUCUCAGAAGUGGGAGAGACUCAACUUCAAUGUGAGCAGGAAUGCUCAACUUUUCUUGAAGCUGGAGGAUUUCUUCUGGCGACGCUACUUGUCCACGUUAGCCUUGCCUUAUGGUGUUAAGGGCAGUGAGCUUUUUCUCAUGAAAGCAUUGGCAGCCAUGGCUAGCUAUGACAUGCCUGAGACGAUAAAACAUUUGCCUUGCAAAACCUGCAUGGUGGUUGGAAAUGGGUUCGCGAUCAAGAACACCUCGUUAGGAAGUGCCAUUAACAAGUAUGACAUAGUGAUCAGAUUGAAUGAUGCACCAGUUCGGGGGUAUGAGGCCGACGUGGGGAACAAGACUACCAUGCGCCUCUUCUACCCUGAGUCGGCUUCCUACAACCCCAACAUCCACAAUGACCCUGACACCCUCAUGGUCCUCGUGCCUUUCAAGCAGCAGGACGUGCGCUGGCUCAAAGAGAUCCUGUACAAUGAGAAGAGGAUCAGAAAGGGCUUCUGGAAACCCCCUCCUGAGAUCUGGUUGGGUAAAACCAGCCACAUCCGCAUCCUGGACCCCUACUUCCUGCAGCAAACUGCCAGCCGCCUGCUCCGCUUGCCUCUCAACACACCUCCAAAGACCAACCAGAUCCCAGCGCACCCUACAACUGGCAUUCUGGCCAUCUACGUGGCCCUUAACUACUGUGACGUGAUCCACAUCGCUGGAUUUGGCUACCCAGAGUCUAAAGACCUGAAGCACCCCAUUCACUACUAUGGCUAUGACACCAUGAAGUCUAUGAAGAAUUCGUACCACAACCUCUCCCAUGAGGUGAAAGCUCUGAAGCGACUAGAGGACUCUGGUGCUGUUGUAUACCUACACCCUCACUCCUGACCAAUGCAACACUAAGAGUAGUGCACAAGUGAAUGAUACAAUUGUAUAUAAUAUAUUAUAAACUGGGUGGUUCGAGCCCGGCUGACAGCCGUGGUAUAAAAUUAGCAUACAUUUCCAUACAUUUCCAUAUGGGUGGCCCCAGCGGGAAUCAAACACACGAUCCAGACUACUGAGCUACACAGGACCACAGUGAAGGAAGAUAGUUGGGACACUGAAAAAGGACUAUCCUUUCCUACACACCUUUAUCACAAUCUGAUAAACAUCCAGUGUGUUUUAGGGAUUAACAUGGGUAUCCGGGAUCUUGGGACUGUCCCAGGAGCACUCUUCACACAGUAGCAGUGGGUGGGGAAAAUCACUGGGGGAGCCAAGGCAGGAGAAAAAAGCCAUAUUACAACUUACAAUUGAAGUCGGAAGUUUACAUACACCUUAGCCAAAUACAUUUAAACUCAGUUUUUCACAAUUCCUGAGAUUUAAUCGGAGUAAAUAUUCCCUGCUUUAGGUCAGUUAGGAUCACCACUUCAUUUUAAGAAUGUGAAAUGUCAGAAUAAUAGUAGAGAGAAUGAUUUAUUCCAGCUUUUAUUUCUUUCAUCACAUUCCAAGUGGGUCAGAAGUUUACAUACGCUCAAUUAGUACUUGGUAGCAUUGCCUUUAAAUUGUUUAACUUGGGUCAAACAUUUUGGGUAGCCUUCCACAAUCUUCCCACAAUAAGUUGGGUGAAUCUUGGCCCAUUCCUCCUGACAGAGCUGGUGUAACUGAGUCAGGUUUGUAGGCCUCCUUGCUCGCACACGCUUUUUCAGUUCUGCCCACAAAUUUUCUAUAGGAUUGAGGUCAGGGCUUUGUGAUGGCCACUCCAAUACCAUGACUUUGUUGUCCUUAAGCCACAACUUUGGAAGUCUGCUUGGGGUCAUUGUCCAUUUGGAAGAUCCAUUUGCGACCAAGCUUUAACUUCCUGACUGACCUCCUGAGAUGUUGCUUCAAUAUAUCCACAUAAUUUUCUCUCCUCAUGAUGCUAUCUAUUUUGUGACGUGCACCAGUCCCUCCUGCAGCAUGAUGCUGCCACCCUUGUGCUUCACGGUUGGGAUGGUGUUCUUCGGCUUGCAAGCCUCCCCCUUUUUCCUUCAAACAUAACGAUGGUCAUUAUGGCCAAACAGUUCUAUUUUUGUUUCAUCAGACCAGAGGACAUUUCUCCAAAAAGAACAGUCUUUGUCCCCAUGUGCAGUUGCAAACUGUAGCUUUCUUAUAGCGGUUUUGGAGCAGUGGCUUCUUCAUUGCUGAGCAGCCUUUCAGGUUAUGUCGAUAUAGGACUCGUUUUACUGUGGAUAUAGAUACUUUUGUACCUGUUUCCUCCAGCAUCUUCACAAGGUCCUUGGCUGUUGUUCUGGGAUUGAUUUGCACUUUUCGCACCAAAGUACAUUAAUCUCUAGGAGACAGAACGUGUCUUCUUCCUGUGAGGUAUGGCGGCUACGUGGUACCUUCAGGCGUUUGGAAAUUGCUCCCAAGGAUGAACCAGACUUGUGGAGGUCUACAAUUUAUUUUCUGAGCACUUGGCUGAUUUCUUUUGAUUUUCCCAUGAUGUCAAGCAAAGAGGCACUGAGUUUGAAGUUAGACCUUGAAAUACAUCCACAGGUACACCUCCAAUUGACUCAAAUGAUGUCAAUUAGCCUAUCAGAAGCUUCUAAAGCCAUGACAUAAUUUUCUGGAAUUUUCCAAGCUGUUUAAAGGCACAGUCAACUUAGUGUUUUUAAACUUCUGACCCACUGGAAUUGUGAUACAAUGAAUUCUAAGUGAAAUAAUCUGUCUGUAAACAAUUGUUGGAAAAAUUACUUGUGUCAUGCACAAAGUACAUUUCCUAACCGACUUGCCAAAACUAUAGUUUAUGAAAAAAAAAAUUGUGGAGUGGUUGAAAAACGAGUUUUAAUGACUCCAACCUAAGUGUAUGUAAACUUCCGACUUGUGUGUUGUUGUAAUUGCGGUGUUGUCUCUAUAAAGUUAGUUCAUUUGCCUUGCCACUGUGAUAUAUAGGCCUAAGGCCGAGACAAUAAGAAGACACAGUGGCAGAAUAAAUUCAACCACAUUUGUUUUUCAUCACAAAACCAGAGAGCAACAUCUGUCCGGUGAAGUCCACAAAGCAUAUUGCAUGUAACAAACCGUUACAUGACCUACAGCAUGGUUAAUCAAGUUAAUGCUUCCAACAUUUUUGGACUACUAAAAAGCUAUUGAUUUAGAACACCGGAGAGUUAACGCAAGUUGCAAAGAAACAGGAACUGCCUCCACCAUUCCAGGACCAUUUUAACUUCAACAUCGUCAAAUCACCUCUGCUUAGUCUAAUACAGUGCCAACUAAAAGAUUCCAAAAACGAUUUAGUCCAAUCAACAUAAGAUAAAUAUCAUGUGGUUGUCCAUGGUACUGAUUUUUGUGUGUGUGUGUGUAAGUUGAAAAAACAUGUUGACUCACCCUACUUGUAGAGAAAUGCCAAUGCCAUCCUCCUCUCUUCAUGUUGACUUACAGUACUUACUUUUAGUUUUGUUAUCCUAGGCUACCUGGCUAAAAUGCUUGCUCGCUAGCCUAACUUCAUGGGCAACGAUUAGCCAGCUAAUUAACAUUUGCCUACCUAGCUACAUAUUGAACUUCCAUCCUCUCAGGCCAGAUGCACAAUGUAUGAACUUAUGGUUGGAUCAGAUUCAUCUUCAUAAUCAUUGGCCAGUACUAAAAUGACUAGAACAUGAUUAUCUUAUAUUCUGAUAACAUGGCAACCAUGUUCUGUGUAUGUUUGAUGGGAUGUUGAUGGAAUAUUUACCUAACCCACAAAAAACUGGACACAUUAAUGUUUUUGCCAUGUUCUCAUAAAACUGCAACAGAUUUCCAACACAUUCCUCCCUAUCCUGUAGGUGACCUUUGCACAGAGCAUCUUUUCACUCUGGAAACCUUUGUCCUAUUUUGAAAUUAAAGAACAUUUAUUUAGGCCUGGAUUCAAUCCCUAUCGUCGAAGAUCCGUGUUAAAAUGUAAAGGUAGACUAAGUUCCGAUUGAGCCAACGUAUAUGCAGCUUUUACCGUGAAUGCAGUCUCCCGGACCACAGAAACAUUGCCUUUAAUUCUCAAUCACUAUAAAGCGGAUUUUCAGCUCUACAGAUUGAAUAGAGCCGUUAAUUCAUUAAUUCACAUGGUAGAGUAUAGAGUAGGGAAAUUAUGCGACAAUAUAAGAUAUUAAUUUUAGAAAAUAUACAAUAGCUGAAAAGUGGCUGUCACAUUGAUGACACAGACUGUCUGGAAGUUGGUAGUGCCACCAGACCUGAUUCGAGGUGGACCUUUUUGGCUGUGGUGGUUGCCAGAUAUUUGGCACUACAGCAGGGCGUGUUGGUCUCAUAGAUGCUGUGGAAGCUGUUGUAGUUCACCUCAUAGAAGCCCUUAUCCAGGGAGAGGACUGGUGUGAAGCGAUACCCCCACAGCACCUCAGUGUCCAAAUAGGAGCUUCGAGCUUGACACAUCAUUCCUGUAAAAGAUUGGAGAGAUUCAUUAGAUUCCUUUUUUUGCACUUCAAAAGCAUACGAAAAACAUCUUAAAGACAAACACAAACAAUGCCUGCAUCUCAUCUGCUCAUACCCGCAUGCUCACACCCCCAACCUUAGUGCCUGCAUCUCAUCUGCUCAUACCCGCAUGCUCACACCCCCAACCUUAGUGCCUGCAUCUCAUCUGCUCAUACCCGCAUGCUCACACCCCCAACCUUAGUGCCUGCAUCUCAUCUGCUCAUACCCGCAUGCUCACACCCCCAACCUUAGUGCCUGCAUCUCAUCUGCUCAUACCCGCAUGCUCACACCCCCAACCUUAGUGCCUGCAUCUCAUCUGCUCAUACCCGCAUGCUCACACCCCCAACCUUAGUGCCUGCAUCUCAUCUGCUCAUACCCACAUGCUCACACCCCCAACCUUAGUGCCUGCAUUACUGUUUGCCGCUUUGCCUUAAAUUGUACCAAUUUGUUUUUUUCUCGGUUGCCCAUCCUAUUUCAAUAAUAAAACAUUUUCCAUUGUGUCAA